AUGGAAUCUCCUUCCGCGCCCCGCCACUACAGUUCUCGGGAGUCCCGCAAACAACUCCUCCAAUUACCACAUCAGGCGCACAUUGAACCUAGCCUUGCUCCCAUAUCACCAAUACUUCCCAUAGACCCAACAGAUACCUUUGGCCUCACAACAGCAUCCGCACCAAAGCAAAGCACGGCCGUGCAGAGGAUCCGUGGCUACUCUGACCCUAACGCCUAUGGCCCUCCAGGACAAGCUUAUGCCGCACCAGAUGAUGCUGACUACUUCCGCCGCUACGAGAAGCGCACCACUCAUCGAACCACACAUAGAACUCCCUACGUGGAAGACUACUCAGACGAGGAAGAGGACCCGCGUGCAGUAGUCCGCCGCCGCGCGAGCCGCCAGCACCGCAGGCCACCUGUUACGUUUGAACGCCACGGCCCUAUCCCAGGACGCCCAUCCCUCGACCCACGCCAAGCAUCCCGCUUCUCCGAGGACGAGUCCCACACCGGCGCAAAAGGGUACCAGCUCUACUACGACUCGGACCGGGAUACGCCACGCAAGCGACUGUACGCCGCUGCCGCCGCCGCCGCCGGUGGUAGCGGUGGCCGCAUGCCGCCCCGCAGCCCGCCCAGCACGACCGAAGUCAUGCGCCUCCCGUGGACCAUGUGGAUGAACUCGAACGCGAAGAACCACUUCGUCGCUUUCAUUGGCGAGUUCGUCGGGACGACCAUGUUCCUGUUCUUCGCGUUCGCAGGGACGCAGGUUGCCAACAUUGGCUCGAAUGCGGGCGCGGACGAGUCGAACACCACGACGGGUGAGGCGACGGGGUUCUCGCCCACGGUGCUGCUGUACAUUUCCAUCGUGUUUGGGUUCAGUCUGAUGGUCAAUGUAUGGAUUUUCUUCCGCAUCAGCGGUGGUCUUUUCAACCCUGCCGUUACGUUUGCGAUGCUGCUUUGUCGCGCGAUUUCGCCGAUUCGAGCGAGUUUGCUGCUGGUGGCGCAGGUUGCCGGAAGCAUUUUCAGUAGUUGGGUUGUCAGUGAAUUGUUUCCGACAACGUUCAAUGUCAGGACGACGCUGAGCUCGGGGACGAGCUUGGUUAGAGGUGUGUUCAUCGAGGCGGUGCUUACGGCUGAGUUGGUGUUUACGAUUUUCAUGCUGGCCAAGGAGAAGCAUAAGGCGACUUUCAUCGCCCCUGUUGGUAUUGGGCUGGCUCUGUUCAUUGCAGAACUGGUCGGUGUGUACUACACCGGUGGCUCGCUCAAUCCCGCACGCAGCUUCGGUCCUUGCGUCGUCACUGGUGUCUUCGACGUCGAGCACUGGAUCUACUGGGUCGGCCCUGGUGUGGGCGCCAUCAUCGCGGUGGUGUUCUACAAGUUCAUCAAGAUGCUGGAGUACGAGGUCGCCAACCCUGGACAGGAUGACGACGACAAAGACGAGGAAGUCAAGGAAAAGAGGGAGAAGAUUGGACUGGAGGGCAAUGGCAUGGAACGGGUGUGA
Molecule: messenger RNA, 1479 nt
Organism: Didymella exigua CBS 183.55
Lineage: Eukaryota; Fungi; Ascomycota; Dothideomycetes; Pleosporales; Didymellaceae
Product: aquaporin-like protein
Exons: 2
Coding region: 1-1479 (492 amino acids)
Biological process (GO): transmembrane transport
Cellular component (GO): plasma membrane
Molecular function (GO): water channel activity
Source: RefSeq, a predicted model, not a curated record